Culicoides brevitarsis is the source of this 438-nucleotide messenger RNA. RefSeq lists its product as uncharacterized. The record is from RefSeq and is a predicted model, not a curated record. NCBI's taxonomy places the organism in Eukaryota, Metazoa, Arthropoda, Insecta, Diptera, Ceratopogonidae. The transcript is spliced from 2 exons. The coding region runs from base 1 to 438 and encodes 145 amino acids. Gene Ontology annotation, molecular function: odorant binding.
AUGUUUUAUUUAUCCGUCCAUCAAGUUGCUAGACGAUCAACGGAGUGCGCCAUGGAAAAACUAAUCGUUUGUCUUUUAUUAACGAUAUUGACAGUGCUUGCUAAAUCAAUUAAUAAACAGGAAACUGAUAGUGAUUCAAAUAAAAAAUCGGUUCCGUACACGACGCGGGUGGAAAAUUGCUUGACAGAAUCGGGCGUUGCGCCAGCGAUGGUCAACGAAUAUCGCGAAGGUGGUUUCAUGAGCGACGACGGGAAUUUUAAGUGCUAUUUACAGUGCAUGUGUCACGGGAUCGGGCAUUGUGACAAAAAUGGCGCGAUGCUGAAGAGCAAGAUUCCGCGACAUAUUUUCAAUCGGAUCAAAGAUUGCGUAAAGGUGCGUGGCGAUAACAAAUGUGACACCACUUACAAGCAGAUGCUGUGCAUGUCGGAGAAAGCUUGA